GCAGGGCCGCAGAAGCCCCUCCCCCCAGCUGCACCGCAGCCUGGCCUGUUUUGCGCUCGCCGCUUGACCCGGACCCGCGCAGCGCCGGUGGCUCGGGGAAUCGGCCCCCGCCUCCUCCCCGCCCGGGCCUAGAGCCAUCCACAAUCAGAGGCCGGAGAUCGAGCUGGAACGGCUGCCGCAUCCCGGCUCAGCCUCCCCCACCAUCCCUCCCUCUGGCUGGACAUCUGGACCCUGGGCCCCGCACCUACAGGGUUCCGGAAACCCUCCCCGCCUAGCUCCGCGGCCAGGCCCCGCGCCACCCUCUCUCUAGAACCCCAGCCUCCUCCAGACCAGACUUCGGUCUACUCCUGGACACCCCCUUCCUGUGCUCUCCCUGUCCCCCUCCCCCAGCCUGGACCCCGGUAGGAGGGAGGGGGGGUGUGCGCCUUGCGCCGUCCCCGCCCCGCCCCCCGUGAUUCCCCCUGCAUGGCCGGCCCGGGUGGGGGACGCGGGGGGGCCCGGGCGCCAUGCGGGGGGGGCACAAGGGGGGUCGCUGUGCUUGUCCCCGUGUGAUUCGAAAAGUGCUGGCAAAAUGCGGCUGCUGCUUCGCCCCGGGGGGACGUGAAUCCUAUUCCAUUGCUGGCAGUGAGGGGAGUGUAUCAGCUUCUGCUGCCUCUGGUCUGGCUGUCCCCUCUGGUCCCAGCUCUGGGCCAUGUUCCCCAGGCCCUCCGGGGCCAGCUGGUAGCCUGAGAAGAUGGUUGGAUAAUUCCAAACAUUGUCUCAGUGUGGAAACUGAGGCAGAUGAUGGUCAAGCAGGACCAUAUGAGAACUGGAUGCUAGAGCCAGCUCUAGCCACAGGAGAGGAGCUGCCAGAACUGACCUUGUUGACCACAUUGUUGGAGGGCCCUGGAGAUAAGAUACAGCCACCUGAAGAGGAGGCUUUGUCCCAAGCCCCUGAAAGUGAAGAGGAACAGAAAAAGGCGGCUCUGGAAAGGAGUAUGUAUGUCCUGAGUGAACUGGUAGAAACAGAGAAAAUGUACGUGGACGACUUGGGGCAGAUUGUGGAGGGUUACAUGGCCACCAUGGCUGCUCAGGGGGUCCCGGAGAAUCUUCGAGGUCGUGACAGGAUUGUGUUUGGGAACAUCCAGCAAAUCUAUGAGUGGCACCGAGACUAUUUUUUGCAGGAGCUACAACGGUGUUUGAAGGAUCCUGAAUGGCUGGCUCAACUAUUCAUAAAACAUGAGCGUCGGCUGCAUAUGUAUGUGGUGUAUUGUCAGAAUAAACCCAAGUCAGAGCAUGUGGUGUCAGAGUUUGGGGACAGCUACUUUGAGGAGCUCAGGCAGCAGCUGGGGCACCGCCUGCAGCUCAAUGACCUCCUCAUCAAACCUGUGCAGCGGAUCAUGAAAUACCAACUGCUGCUCAAGGAUUUUCUCAAGUAUUACAGUAGAGCUGGGAUGGAUACUGAAGAGCUGGAGCAAGCGGUAGAGGUCAUGUGCUUUGUGCCCAAGCGCUGCAAUGAUAUGAUGACCCUGGGGAGACUUCGGGGAUUUGAGGGCAAACUGACUGCUCAAGGGAAGCUCUUGGGCCAGGACACAUUUUGGGUUACAGAACCUGAGGCUGUGGGGCUACUCUCGUCCCGGGGUCGAGAGAGGCGUGUCUUCCUCUUUGAGCAAAUCAUCAUCUUCAGUGAGGCUCUGGGUGGAGGAGCUCGAGGUGGCACACAACCUGGAUAUGUGUAUAAGAGCAGCAUUAAGGUGAGCUGCCUGGGACUGGAGGGGAACCUCCAAGGUGACCCUUGCCGCUUUGCGCUGACCUCCAGAGGGCCAGAAGGUGGGAUCCAGCGCUAUGUCCUGCAGGCUUCAGACCCUGCAGUCAGUCAGGCCUGGAUCAAGCAAGUGGCUCAGAUCCUGGAAAGCCAGAGGGACUUUCUCAAUGCAUUGCAGUCACCCAUUGAGUACCAGAGACGGGAGAGCCAAACCAAUAGCCUGGGACGGCUGGGAGGGCCUGGGGUAGGGAGCCCUGGGAGAAUGCGGCCUGGAAACCGGUCUCAAGUCAGCAUGCACACACCCAUUAAUGGCUCUCUCCCCUCCCUGCUGUUGUUGCCCAAAGGAGAAGUGGCCAGAGCCCCGCUGUCCCUGGAAACACAGGCACCCUCUGGUCUAGACCCACCAGAAGAUUCAGUGUCCUGUGACUUCCCUCCAUUCCCCCAAUACCCAGAUACUAAAGCACAAAUACCCAGUGUACCUUUCCUUCUGAGGCCUCUGUGUUCUGCUGAUGUAUAAUGGGAAGGUGAAGAAGAGCCUGGUGUCUUGGACCCCUUUCUGGUUUGGGUCAUCUUUGCUUUCUGGGAAGUCAUAGGGCAUGUCCAUGCUGAGCAGGCAGGGAUUCUUCUUCAAACCCAGAUCCAAGAGUGUAGAGUCCAAAGGGGUAUUCACCCCUACCAACUUCUGGCACAGCUCCUAGUCUGAAAGCCAAACAUACAGAGAACCAAACAUACACAUGCCCUGUUCUGGUCCUUGUGCAUCCGUGUGUCCACUAUGUCCAUUUGUCCCCUGGGUUCCAUCACGUGUACUGGGGCUUCCUCAGCAGACAAUAGACUGCUGGGGUGGGAGGGUGAGGAGAUGCUGGAGUCUCCCUGUGGGCCCUAGAUCCCUCUAGCUGACAAUGAGGGGAGGGAUCUGUAAUGGGGAGACAGGACGUAAGACCCAGAUAAGAUUUCUGGGGAACAAUAGGAGGAAUUGAAGAGGUGAGACCCGCCCUCUCUGCACCGCACCCCUGGGGCUUUGGGGUCAGGGAUGGGGGACCAGAGGGUGAUGGGGAGUGGUGCCAAAGAUUCUUGUGAAUGGAGGAGGGGAUAGCAGCAAGUAGCAGGAUUCUGGAGCUUAGAACCUUUUUAUUUCUUUAUGGUUCACAGGGAUACAUAAGGUGUGUGGUUGACCCCAUUGUACUUAGUUUAACCAUGCAUGUAUUUUUGAGUGUCUACUUUGAGAAUAGCACCUAACUGUAAUAAACAGUGCUUCAGAGCUUUUUUUUUUCAUUGUUUUGACACUGAAGAAAUAAAAUUUCCUAUUAGUUGACCAUUUCGCUUAAAUUAGACCCAGCCACUCCCUCCAGAGGUGUGGGGUAGUAGUUCUGUCAUUGUCUUUGUCUAAUACAUGUAGCUGUUCCCAUUUCAGUAAUUUGUGAAACCGUUGAAGCCAAUAAAGCCCCUUAUACUUUC
Sciurus carolinensis (gray squirrel) is the source of this 3199-nucleotide messenger RNA. RefSeq names its product Rho guanine nucleotide exchange factor 25 (gene Arhgef25). The transcript has 15 exons. Gene Ontology annotation, molecular function: guanyl-nucleotide exchange factor activity. Gene Ontology annotation, cellular component: plasma membrane; cytoplasm. Gene Ontology annotation, biological process: axon guidance. The coding region runs from base 507 to 2261 and encodes 584 amino acids. NCBI's taxonomy places the organism in Eukaryota, Metazoa, Chordata, Mammalia, Rodentia, Sciuridae. The record is from RefSeq and is a predicted model, not a curated record.